AUGCUACACGUUUGGAGGCCGUCUGGGGAGGAAGCGGCGACAUUUCCCAUCGAAAGUGUAAGGAACGUCCAUGAAUUGAAGAAGCGUCUGCAGGAGCUCCUGAAGGUGCCACGAAUCCAGCAACGAAUCUUGGAUGGAGGUGUGGUCUUGGAAGACAAUGCUCAGCUGGCCUCGACUGCAGAUGUGCAGCUGGUAUUGCUUCCUUUACGCCAAGUUUCUGCGGAGGAAAGAGAUUUCUUCAUACAAGCUGUGUUUCGGGACUAUCGUCCUACCGUUGAUGACAUGUUGCGAAGCUGCCACGAUCCAAACCUGACCGGGCGCUUCCGCGACCAGCACCUGUCGCCCAUCCAUGCUGCCGCGAAAGCAGGGCACCCUAGCAUGGUGAGUUUAUUACUGGAGGCUGGGGCGCAGGACGUAUCCGACGCCGGCCACCAACCGGCUCUUGCUGCUGCUUUGGAACGUGGCGACACCCGUGUACUUCGCUUGUUGUUGGAGGCUGGUGGUGAUGUGGGCCGUGCUCUUGAAGCCGCCUCGGGGGCUGGCCAGCAGCAAGUUGUCCGCAUGUUGCUGGCGCAGCAUUCCGACCAAAUACCAACUCAGGCUUAUCAUGCCAGCCUGGUAGCUGCAUCGGCCGUCCAUGACUGUGAAAUCUUAUGGAUGCUGCUGGAGGUUGACAGGCUCGGCUUCGUGGACCGAACCUGGGCCCUCGCUGCUCGGGCUUCGGUGGUGGGGAGAUGGAAGCACUGUUCUCUAGCAAAGGGAUGGAGGCCCCGUCUUCACUUUACCAUUUGUGCAGCAGUGUUCGGCGGGGCGUACUUUGGCGAUGGCGUCACAGAGGGGGUUUUCACCUACUGCCUCCUUGUGGGUCUUACCACUUUGGUGGUUUGGGCCUUUCCCGUGGGGAUCCUGCUUUUGCUGCUUUGGGGCCGGAGAGCGGCAAGAAGGUCUCCUGCAACUUCUGCUGCUGGCGACGUCGGUUCACGCACAGAUUUCGUCAGCACGUUCUUGUAG
Messenger RNA from Symbiodinium sp. CCMP2592, 1011 nucleotides. NCBI's taxonomy places the organism in Eukaryota, Dinophyceae, Suessiales, Symbiodiniaceae. The record is from the annotation of a GenBank genome assembly.